CGUCAAUUUUUGACUCAACGCUCAGAUCUUUCCAGUUUUUCUGAAGUGCGAACCAAAUUACAAUGUUGCUCUCAUUAAUAGGGAGAAUGGUGAAUGCUUUAAAGAAUACAUUGGUUCCCGCUGCGAGGGCUAUUUCUGUGACCCCUAUACGUAUGGCCCAUGGUCAGCCUGUUGAGUCUGAUGAAGAAUUCGAUUGCAGAUACGAAGCGUUCUUCAACAGAUGCGAAAUUGACGGGUGGGAAAUUCGUAAAGGCAUGACUGACAUCCACGGGAUGGACUUGGUUCCUGACCCUAAGAUUCUGAAGGCUGCCCUCCACGCUUGCAGAAGGGUCAACGAUUACGCGUUGGCCGUCAGAAUCCUAGAGGCGACGAAGGACCAAUGCGGGCCAAAAGUAAACGAAAUAUAUCCAUACAUCAUCCAAGAACUUAAGCCAACAUUGACGGAGCUUGGAAUCGAAACUCCAGAGGAAUUGGGCUAUGAUAAACCGGAGCUUGCGUUGACUAAUGUGUAUGAGAUGUGAGGUGGUGAAUGGAACAUGUAGUUUUGUUUGAUAUUGGCUUUUAAUUAUGCUGAAAGCCAAAGAUUGUUUGGAUUUGACAUAAAUUAUAAAGGUAAAU
This is a messenger RNA of Plodia interpunctella (Indianmeal moth), 618 nucleotides long. RefSeq names its product cytochrome c oxidase subunit 5A, mitochondrial-like. Bases 63 to 521 code for a protein of 152 amino acids. The record is from RefSeq and is a predicted model, not a curated record. The transcript is spliced from 2 exons. Gene Ontology annotation, biological process: mitochondrial electron transport, cytochrome c to oxygen. Lineage: Eukaryota; Metazoa; Arthropoda; Insecta; Lepidoptera; Pyralidae. Gene Ontology annotation, cellular component: mitochondrial inner membrane.